AUGAAGAUUGACGAGAUAUCAGACACUACGGAGGAGAAUGACUUUGGUAAAAUACUACGGAAUCUAAACAAUGUACUGCAACCUCCAGAAAAGUAUCACAAGGAUCUUUUAGAUCUUGAAGCAUCGACACAUUGGAAUUUAGAUAUUGUACGAGCAAUAUCAUUGCAUGCAAAUCCAAACUUGCCGUGGUGUUCCGAAGCCAAUGCACAGAUUGUUGAGUCAAUUAUACGCAAAAGAGACAUUGAUCAGUACCUCUCUAUAUUCAUCCAAGACGAUUUCUGUACUAGGUUAAAAAAGAUUGAAAAGUUAGCACAAUGGGGGAGAGGUAAACAGCUGGCUUUGAAGCCUCGACUCUCAUUUCAAGAACAGAAUUUUGAUGCAAUUCCUCUAGCUCAAGCAUGGUUUUUGAUUGGGGCCACAAAGAAUGAAGAUAAGGAAGUUUGCAAGUUGAUAUUAUUACUCAUCAUUGACAGUUUGCAAUUUGAUAUUCCAGCCAAGAUCCAAGCAUGCAAAUUAUUGGUACACUUGAAGAUUCACAACACACCCUCUAUAAUGAACCUAAUAGAACCAUUACGACAAAAUUUGGCAAAGUGUUUGAACCAUAUACCUAGUAUCACCCCUGAGAAAGACUCACUUUUGUUAUUGACAGUGUCGUAUCCUUGCAUUUAUCGAAUCGAUACGGAAUUUGGCACUGAUUUGAAUUUCAUUGAAACAAUUGCAACUAUAUUACUGUCCAUAAAUUAUGUCAUUAAAUACCCCAUGUUAUCAACCUUUCUUUUAGAUCAAUUAAGAAUUUGCAUCAGUCAUAUUGGCAUCAGUGUCCUAAUAAGCAUAUCUAAAAUAUUCUACACGCUAAAUCAAAUCAUUACCAAUAUUGGCAUUUUGGAACAACUGCCAUCGAUUAUCCAGCAUGCUUUAGAUGUGGAGAACGAUAUACUACAGCUCGAAUCACCGUUGGUGUAUACAUUCGUGUAUGACUUAUUGGGAGCGUACUACAUACUAAGAAAGAGAGUUGAGAUUUACAACAUUGACGAGUUAGCCGAUAGCAUACAAAGAAACUUAUCAUCCUUAAGGCAGUUAUCUAUAGUCUGUGCUAAAUUAUCUGAUUUUGAAGAUAUACAGGACUCUAUAAACAAGAUUACAUAG
Messenger RNA from Lodderomyces orthopsilosis Co 90-125, 1146 nucleotides. RefSeq lists its product as uncharacterized. Bases 1 to 1146 code for a protein of 381 amino acids. The record is from RefSeq and is a predicted model, not a curated record. The transcript has a single exon. NCBI's taxonomy places the organism in Eukaryota, Fungi, Ascomycota, Pichiomycetes, Serinales, Debaryomycetaceae.